Messenger RNA from Phycodurus eques (leafy seadragon), 5403 nucleotides. RefSeq names its product coiled-coil domain containing 135 (gene drc7). The transcript has a single exon. The record is from RefSeq and is a predicted model, not a curated record. Gene Ontology annotation, biological process: flagellated sperm motility. The coding region runs from base 608 to 3250 and encodes 880 amino acids. NCBI's taxonomy places the organism in Eukaryota, Metazoa, Chordata, Actinopteri, Syngnathiformes, Syngnathidae. Gene Ontology annotation, cellular component: motile cilium.
CUUGCACAAUUGGUGGCUAACUAAAUACUUUUUUGCCCCACUGUAAUAAUUGUGAACGCUAUUAAAUGCACACACAGCGUAUUGACUUUAAGUGAGAAAUUACAUGAUGGAUUUCUUCCACAAAUUAAGGUUCAGAUGUGUCUUAAAAUUGUCUGAUGUGCUUUGAUGUAAAAGGGGGGAGAAUUACUGCACAUUUACAGUAGCAUCUAGUUGUCACACUCUGAUGCUAUUGGCGGAGCCAAUUCUGUCGCUAUAUUUAGGGAAAGUAUUGCUUUUCGUUCAGCCCAACUAGUUUUUACAUGUAAAAAAAAAUUGUAAUUAUGGUUAUUUCAAAAAAGCAUCUAGCAGCAAAUGCUAGCCACUUUUUGUGGUGUUAUUGGAGACUACUGGUCCCUCCAGAGCAGGAGAUGUUCAUCACUCCUCAUCCACACUGUAAAUAAAUGCCCUAUGUUUAAAGCCACCACUGGCUAAUUUAACCAUAAACCUCUAUAAAAAAAAAAAAACGGGCACUCAUAAGGGGCUGCGGCCAUUGCUUUUCAAUAGCUGAUCUUUAUUCAGCCUAGCUGCCAAAUUAUAGGCAGAGAAACUCGGUGUGGGGGCGCUUCUUAUGCAAAUUAGUGACGCAACAGCUGUAACCAUGGUGAUGAGACGACAACAGAAACACUCCAGUGAAAGCAGCCGAGCUAACACAAAAGCCACACACAACCGCUGCCAUUUUAGUGAAGCUCUCCAGGGCAGACGAUUCAAGCCACUGAUGGCCAGCGCAGGUGAAGUGGUGGAGACACUGGUGGAGUCCAACUGUGAGGAGCAAACAGAAAGUGGAGACGAGCAGGUGGAGGAAGCUGUUCAUGUCUCAGCUGCGAGUGAUUUCUGGUCCAGUCCACUCCUUCCUGAAUCAUACAGGCAUAAUUCUGUAGAGGAAGUCCGGCUGCUUGCCAUCGCUGACAACUUCCAGCGUCAGUAUCGUCUUUUGUGUCCCGAACGCAAACCUCUGCUGCUCUGCCCCAUCAACGAAUGUGGUGUCCAGAAGUUUGUGUCGACCACUCUGCGCCCCACCAUGACGAGCUAUCCUGAACUGCUCAACUGGGAAGGAUGUGCUUCGUUUGUGGCCGACUUCCUGUCGAUGAAUCCUUUGGAGCCACCUGGAGAGCUCCCCAAGUUCUUGUUCUCAGCCACCUCAGUUUUGCGCAGUCAGACGGCAACCUGUUUCGAGUAUGCUGCCGUACUGUGUAGUCUGCUGCUGGGAGCCAACUAUGAUGCCUACUGUGUUAGCGGCUACGCUAGCAAGGAGAUGUGUCUGCUAGACCAAAGACUGCAAGCGUGCCCCUUGCUGGACGCCAAGGUUAAGGCCACAGCUUCUGACAUGCUGGCCGACAGUGAGCAAGGGAUGAGAUUUCAGCGUGAGCCGAAGAGUCGCUUCUUAACACAACAGGCCAAGAAGAAACAGGAAGAGGCUGAAGCCAAAGCCAAGCAACAGGAGGAGGUUCCUCAGCCACCUGUCGACCCCCUGCGGGGUUUGCGGAUCCACUGCUGGGUCCUGGUGUUGGCUGGGUGUCGCAGCAUCCAGGAGGACCUCUUCAUCGACCCGCCUACAGGAAGGAGCUUUGGCACCGCAUAUGAACAUUUUCUGGGUGUGGAGAGCGUAUGGAACAACCUCAACUACUACGUCAACAUGCAGGACUGCAAGGACGGCUGUGCUGAGCUGGUGUAUGACCUGCAUGACAUCAAAUUGUGGGAGCCUGUCUUGUUUGGCGUCACCAGUAAAAGACAACUGAGCAUCGACCUCCUCAAGAGGAAAGAGAUGAAAAUGAUGGGCAUGACUUGGGAGGAAGAAGAGGAGGAGGAGGGCCGAGUCUUUGAGAUGCCAAGAUCCUGGGUCACUUCCAUCAGCAUUUCAAAACAAGACUUGGAAACCCGUUGGCCAGGAGGCUGGAAGUUGACUCGUUACAAGAAAGCCGAGCUGGAGAUGUUUGCACCUCACCUGCGAUUGGACGGUCUGGUGACCCGACUGAGCACCUACAAGGACCUGGACUGCACGGAGGUAGUGAAUGUGAAAGAAUGGUACAAGGGCAGAAACGACCACCUGAGGGAGCGAGAGGUGAACAAGGUGACGGGCAUCACCACCGAGCGCUUCACGCCGGGACGGCACUUUCACCUUUUAUUUCACAGGUUCACGUCCACUCCAACAGAUGGUGCUGAGCACGAGAUGGAAUUCAGUAGCGCACGCGUGGACGGCCUGGUGCGGCGCGUGGACACACCAGAGGAGAUGACAGAGAGCUUCAAAGGCCGCGAGGACUUCCUUUACUACAGAAAAGUCAUCUUCGAUCGCAAUGUCCAAUUGCCAGAGGAAACCACCAAGAUGGAGCCAGGAGAGCGACCCCUGCUGAAAGUGUUGGAGCGUUUCCACAGGAAUCCAAGGAAAGAUGCCAACGAGGAUGUCGCUGAGCGAGUGUUCGUGGCGUCGCAGAGGAGGAUCGAGGUGAAGUACCAUCUGGAGGAGCACCGCUUCGUCCCAUGCAUGAGGACCUUUAUUAAACCGCGAGAGUCAAAUGACCAGCAAAACAAGGCUGAAGACUUUACGGCCGACAUGGUUUCCGGCUUCCACGUAGAUCCCGCCCAGAAGCCCCUCCACGCACUGUCUCUCUACGACCUUCUAUCAGACCUCGUCAAGGCUGAGAAGGACGUGGCUCUCCAGAUCAAGAGCUCCAAGAAAGAGGUGCGAGACAUCGUGGCCUGCAGGGAGCAGGAGGAGGCGGACAUUCUUCUUCACUUCUCGCCGUGGACCACCACCGGUGCGGCCAAGGCCCGCAGUCUCCAAGAAGAAAUGGAGCGCGUGGCAGCCGAGGAGCAGCAAUGGUUGCAGGAGAAAGAACAUGAUUUCCUGGCUCCCUUCCUCAUCGGACUGUACGACAUCGAGAUUGUGAGCGCCGAUGAUGCGCAGCGUCUAUUUGACGAUAGCUUGGCGGACUUCAAGCAGCAAAUGAUCGCACAGUCGGAACUUAUCCAGGAACGUCACAACCAGGCAAUACAGGCACUGCAGAAGAAACAGGAACAUUACCAGGAGAACCAGCAGAACAUGAGUCACCAGGAGGAGAAGGAGUACCAGGCCUACUGCGCCCAGCACACCUUUCAGAUACACAUCGCCCAGAAACGCCUCAGCAUGCACAACAGGUCAGCGGCUCAAAAGUACCGUGCACUGGAUCAGAGGCUCAAACAAGACCCCCGACUGGCCCCUUACCUACUCAACUGAACAAAUCAUUUAAUGCCUUGAUUGAUAGAAGCAGGAAAAUGGUGGAUGGGGUUUAAAGUUCAAAAGAGUUUCUAGAAGCCCUGCCCAAAAGGACACAAGAAGUCUAACAUUUAGUUUUUAAGUGGCCGUUUUAGGUUCAGAACAAUGUGGAUGCAAUAACUCUGUUCCUGACUCACUGAUUACCUUCCCUCUGUUUGCUUGCAUCAAAUCCCAAGAGCCAUUCAUCACUGCUUGCAAAAUAAAUUGAGAUCUGUUUUUUGGUUGUAUUUUGUCUGCUCGUACAUCAAGAAUACAUAAUGUAUUACAAUAUGUAGAAUACCUGUUUUACAUAAUAGUCAAUCAAGUACGUGGAAAGUCCUUUGAGCUUUGGAAAAGUGUAGCGUACAGUGAAGGUGCAGAAAGGAGUGAAAAGUGUGUGCAAAACGUGCACGCAUGCAAGGCCGUUAGUUGCCGCUGUUGCUUAUUAAAGGUCCCUUUCCAUCAAAAAAUGUUUUCCAGUGUUUUAUGCAUAACAUAGGUCAAACUAAGUCUGUGACCUAGUUUAAGUUUGACAUCUAUGCAGGUUGUCGAUUUAUUGCAAUAGCCUUUGAACAACAAACCGCUUGCAAAAUGGGUGGAUUUGAAAUUGCAGUCAUUGUGACUGUACAAUUUGCAAAAUGCUGGAGGGCUUAUUCUCAUUCAGUGCCAUUUUUUAAGAAAUGCAUAGAUGACAAACUAUUUAAUUUGUUUCAUUUCAUACUUGAUUAGUGGGCAGGCACUCCAUAGACCCAGCUAUUUGUAUACAAGCCAAUUGACAAACAUCAUUUUUCCAUACUGUCCGCUUUAAUAUAUACUUUUUUAAUUUUGCAACGUACCCUGCAGUCAUCGCUUAGUGUUUUGCAAAAAAAGGUAAGUUUAGAAAACAGUCUGGAUGAUCAAUUCAGUGACUUUAAAACAAGCUUACUUGUAAUGAACUGUAACCACAGUUAUGUAGUCUCUCUCUCUCCCCCUCAUCCCAUUUUUUUCUCCGGAACUUUGCAUCCCUCAACCUGAGUGUGGGCCAAAGCUCAAGUUUAGUAAUGAGCUUGCAGCGAGGCAAAGCUUGCGAGGUGAGAUCCAUCUGCCACACAUCCUUACGCACGUGCACACUCUUCUCUUACAAGCCCCCACUAGAUAAUGCCAGUAUGCCGAACAGCAUAAGGAAUUACGAGCUCCUAAUGAUGCUGCGUGGGCCUCGUUUGACUUGAGCCCCAGUAAGGCUUUUCGUAGUCCCACACAGCUUGGAUAGUUUCACUGUGCGGGGGUUGAUAGUUAUCUUUUUCCUCUCCACCUUUAUAUAUAUAUAUAUAUAUAUAAAAUGGAGUUGGCUUCUCUAAUGAAGACCAACAUCACCUUGAUAUCUCUCUCCAUAAGGGAACUAAUGUGCGGCUCCAACCUGAAUCGCUCAAGGCACAACAGCCGAAACAAAUGAGUCUGAUAUUGCGCAGUCCUUUGGUUGUCAUCCAUCAACUUUUCAUGGCAGCCAAUUAGUGGUUCAGAUAGAAUUCCCCAGAGUUUUACCAACUCUGCUCAUUAGGUCACCCAUAAAAAAUUUUCACUGAACUAAAAAUUCAUGAUGAAGCAAUCUGUUAACGGAUUUCCUAAGCUUCGAGAACACUAUUUGUCCUUUGAACAAAUGAGAAUAAACUGGAGCUUUUUGGCAAGUCACGUCAGCUCUGUGUUUGCAAACACAAAAAUGAAGCAUUAAAAGGACAAAAACAGUCUUACCUGCAGUGAAACAUGGCUCUGUUACAGUUUUGUUGGAUCUGGCACAGGGGGAAUCCGGGGAAUAUGUGCAGGGUACAACAACAAAAGAAAAAAAAAAUAUCAAGGCAUUCAGGAGAAAAAUGUGCAGCCCGGUGUCAGAUUGCUCUGCCUCAACCACAGAGUCGUCAAUGGGGUCAAUGCUCAAAAUAAACAGCUAAUAACACCACAGACUGGAUAAGAACAAAACGUUGCACUAUUGAAAAUAAAAAGCCCACAUCUCAAUUCUAUUGAACACCUGUCGAAGGAGCUGAAGAAGGCAGUCCUCAAACUUGAGGCAAAACUGCAAAAAAGGCCGCCAUAUGAGGUUAUGCACUCAGCCCAGAUUCAUCAUUUGUCCAUUCUUUUUAACCCGGAGACACAAAUCUCUG